Gekko japonicus is the source of this 4297-nucleotide messenger RNA. RefSeq names its product bone morphogenetic protein receptor type II (gene BMPR2). Gene Ontology annotation, molecular function: ATP binding; transforming growth factor beta receptor activity. Gene Ontology annotation, cellular component: plasma membrane; signaling receptor complex. The record is from RefSeq and is a predicted model, not a curated record. Gene Ontology annotation, biological process: BMP signaling pathway; protein phosphorylation; cellular response to growth factor stimulus. The coding region runs from base 1093 to 4143 and encodes 1016 amino acids. Lineage: Eukaryota; Metazoa; Chordata; Lepidosauria; Squamata; Gekkonidae. The transcript has 13 exons.
CCCGGAGGACGACGGGCGGCGGCGGCGGCGUUGGAGGACCCCACAAGGCGGGGCAUGACGGGCCGCCCCGUCGACGAGGCGCCGUGAGGGGAGGCGGAGGCGAGGAGGCGUCCCCGUCGUCGCUCCCAGCCGAGGGAGGCUGUGGGAUCGGGAGGGGAGAAAAAGGCCUCGCCGGUGGAUGCCGAGGAGCGCCGGAGACGCCGAGGAGGAGGCCUUUCCCGCCUGCCUCCCCACUUCUGGUUCGGAGCCGCGGGUCUCCGUCUUCCCCGCCUAGGCUGAGCGCCGUGCCGUCGUCCCCCACCUUCCAAGAGCCGUCAUGGGGCAACAGCAGGCGCUGGACAUUCCUUGCCCGGGAGGCGACGCCUUGUUAUUUUUAAAUGUGAAGUGACUGACUGGGCAGGGAGCUCGCCUCUUCUUUCCCAGCAGGGAUAUUUUAAAGGAAAUUUUGGGUGGUUUUUUUAAAAAAAUUGGGGGGGUGUUUCCUCCCCCCACACCCCCUUUUCUUGGAAGCCUAGGCCUUGAAAACCCGCAAUCCGUAUCUGCCUUCUUUCUUUUUUUAAGGGAGGGGGGUCAUUUUGGAGGAAGCUGCUUCGGAGUGACAAUCGGUUUUCUCCCCCCCCCCCCUUCGCCUCUUUGGGAAAGGAUGCCUUUAAAAUUGGGCUGCUUUGGUACGGGGAAGACGCGUGGGGAGUAAGUCUGGGGUUCAUAUAGGUGUGCGUGUUCUGUUUUAUGGGUUCCCCCCCCUGCUCUAAAUGGUGACUGCCCGUCUUGGGAGAGGGAAGGAGCUGCUGGGCUUGAGAACCGAGAAACUCUCUUUUCCCCACCUCCCUUUUUGUAGAAGAAAGCCAAGGAAGGGAAGCCGCGGAGCACCUGAAAGAUGAAGACGGACUGGCGUCAUGGAGUAAGACCACCACGGGCAGCGCCGCUCCUCUGCCGUUGGCCCUUUCAGUCUGGAUUGUUGUAAGCCGGGAGUGGGCUUUUUAAAGACGCUUUAGAGACGGGAGGUUUCCUUCUCCUGUCGGGAUCGUUGCUUUUUUUAACAGAAGAAAUCGUACCUCUCCCUCACCCGGCUGUCCUCCCCACCCCCCAAAUAUGACUGCCUCGCUGCACCUUUUGCUGGCGCUGCUCUUCUCCAAUGCCACCUUGCUGCUCAGCAUUGCGGCUGCUGCCCAGAGUGAAGAGACAACAUGCGCUUUUAGGGAUCCGUAUCAAAACGAUCAUGGAAUUAGUGAAAGUCGAAUUUCUCAAGAGAACGGUACAGUUCUGUGUAUGAAAGGCAGCACUUGCUAUGGUCUCUGGGAGAAAACACGAGAAGGAGAAAUACAUCUUGUGAAGCAAGGAUGCUGGUCUCACAUAGGAGAUCCCCACGACUGUCACUCUGAAGAGUGCAUAGUAACCACCACCCCGUCUUUAGUUCAGAAUGGGACAUAUCGAUUUUGCUGCUGCAGCACCGACUUGUGCAAUGUCAACUUCACGGAGAACUUUCCACCGGAUCCUACUGAUGCAAUGCCUUUCAACUCAUCCCACACAUUUCACCGAGACGAAACAAUUGUCAUUGCUCUGGCAUCAGUAUCUGUACUAGCUGUCUUGGUGGUCGCUCUUUUCUUUGGAUACAGGAUGCUCGCAGGGGACCGUAAGCAGGGUCUACACAGUAUGAACAUGAUGGAAGCGGCAACAUCAGAACCCUCAUUAGACUUAGAUAACCUGAAGAUGCUGGAGCUGAUUGGUCGAGGGCGAUACGGAGCCGUUUACAAAGGCUCUUUAGACGAGCGCCCAGUGGCCGUGAAAGUCUUUUCCUUUACGAACCGUCAGAACUUCAUCAACGAGAGGAACAUCUACAGACUCCCACUGAUGGAACACGACAACAUUGCCCGCUUCAUCGUCGGGGAUGAGCGAUUCACUACAGAAGGGCGGAUAGAAUAUUUAUUAGUAAUGGAAUAUUAUCCCAACGGUUCUCUAUGCAGAUACUUGGGCCUCCACGCCAGCGACUGGGUGAGCUCGUGUCGUCUGGCGCACUCCAUCACUCGGGGCCUGGCCUAUCUUCACACAGAGUUACCUCGCGGAGACCAUUACAAGCCCGCCAUCUCCCAUCGGGAUCUGAACAGCCGCAACGUGCUGGUGAAGAAUGACGGGACGUGCGUUAUCAGUGAUUUCGGCCUCUCCAUGAAACUGACGGGAAAUCGGCUGGUGCGCCCUGGCGAGGAAGACAAUGCAGCAAUCAGCGAGGUUGGUACGAUCCGCUACAUGGCCCCCGAAGUUCUCGAAGGAGCAGUGAACCUGAGGGACUGCGAAUCGGCCCUGAAGCAAGUGGAUAUGUAUGCACUAGGCUUGAUCUACUGGGAAAUUUUUAUGCGGUGCAAUGAUCUGUUCCCAGGGGAGGCCGUGCCAGAUUUCCAGACAGCAUUCCAAGCCGAAGUUGGAAACCAUCCCACUUUUGAAGAUAUGCAAGUCCUUGUUUCAAGGGAAAAGCAACGACCAAAAUUCCCAGAGGCCUGGAAAGAGAACAGCUUGGACCCACAGAGGCUGAGGGCGUCAGGGAGCAAUCUGAUCGAUAGCUUCCCGCAGACCUCUGUUCCAGAUCUCAGUCAGCUCAUCGAGGGAACUGCUGGCAGAAAUCUGUCACACCACAGACGUGUGCCAAAGAUCAGACCAUAUCAAGAUUACUCUUCCUUGUCAUAUAUCGAGGACUCGGUUCAUCACACUGACAGCAUAGUGAAGAAUAUUUCCUCUGAGCUUUCAGCAACCCCCAUGCCGCUGACACUCGGGGAGAAGAACAGGAACUCCAUUAACUAUGAGAGGCAGCAAGCACAAACUCGUAUCCCAAGCCCUGAGACAAGUGUCACAAGCUUGUCUACCAACACGACCACCACCAACACGACGGGCCUGACUCCAAGCACUGGCAUGACCACCAUAUCCGAGUUGCCUUACUCAGGCGAAACAAACCUUGGUGCUGCAAAUGGCGUGCAACCGCUUGGACCCACUCCGGUUUGUCUGCAGUUGACGGAGGAGGACUUGGAGACAAACAAGCUGGAUCCAAAGGAAGUGGACAAGAACCUAAAGGAAAGCUCAGAUGAGAAUCUGAUGGAGCAUUCCCUGAAGCAGUUCAGUGGUCCGGAUCCGCUUAGCAGCACUAGCUCCAGCUUGCUGUACCCGUUGAUAAAACUAGCCGUAGAAGCAACAGGGCAACAAGACUUUGCACAAGCCGGAAAUGGUCAGGCGUGUCUGAUUCCAGAUGUCCGGCCUGCUCAGGUCUACCCUCUUCCCAAGCAGCAGAACCUCCCAAAGAGGCCUACCAGCCUACCCCUAAACACCAAAAACUCCACAAAGGAGCCUCGGCUGAAAUUUGGAGGGAAGCACAAAUCAAACUUGAAGCAAGUAGAAACUGGAGUUGCCAAGAUGAACACUAUUAAUGCUGCAGAACCUCACGUGGUCACGGUUACCACCAAUGAAGUUGCAGGGAGGAGCCAUACCAUGAACUCUCACGCUGUACCUACCCAGUAUGUCAAUGGCACAGUGCCCUCUGGCCAAGCAGCCGACUCAGUGGCACACAGGACCCAGGAGAUGCUGCAGAACCAAUUCAGCGGAGAGGACAGCCGCUUGAAUAUCAACUCGAGCCCUGAUGAGCACGAGCCCUUACUGAGAAGAGAGCAGCAAGUGAGCCACGAUGAGGGUGUUCUGGAUCGUCUGGUUGAUAGGAGAGACCGAUCCCUGGAUAACGGCCGGCCUAACACCAACAACAACAACAGCAACCCGUGUCCCGUGCAAGGCGCAACUGUCCCCAGUGACCAGAGCGUGGCACCGAAUUCUGGACAGACCCACACUAGAAGAGCACAGAGGCCGAACUCUCUGGAUCUGUCGGCCACAAAUAUUUUGGACGGCUUUAGUAUGCAGUUGAGCGAGUCAUCCCUAGAUGGCAAAGCCGGCUCAGGAGAAAAGAUCAAGAAACGAGUGAAAACACCGUAUUCCCUGAAGCGAUGGCGCCCUUCAACGUGGGUCAUCUCCACCGAACCCCUGGACUGUGAGGUCAACAACAAUGGUCGCGAUAGGGUGGUCAGUUCAAAGUCCAGCACAGCUGUCUAUCUCGUAGAAGGAGGUACGGCCACCACCAUGGUAUCUAAAGAUGCAGGAGUGAACUGUCUGUGAAUUGUUCGGAAGCUGACAAAAAUAUGACAUUUUUGCAUUCUGUUAAACAUGGAGAAGACUUUCCCCCCAAAAAAACUGCUUUCUCCUGUCAGCACCCCUUUACCGAGGACUCGCUUUAAAUAGAUUUCAGCUAUGCAGACAAUUUUUAGCUUAU